Messenger RNA from Ilyonectria robusta, 6060 nucleotides. RefSeq lists its product as uncharacterized. Gene Ontology annotation, biological process: calcium ion transport. NCBI's taxonomy places the organism in Eukaryota, Fungi, Ascomycota, Sordariomycetes, Hypocreales, Nectriaceae. Gene Ontology annotation, molecular function: ATP hydrolysis activity; P-type calcium transporter activity; ATP binding. Gene Ontology annotation, cellular component: membrane. The record is from RefSeq and is a predicted model, not a curated record. The transcript is spliced from 7 exons. Bases 405 to 5930 code for a protein of 1841 amino acids.
CGCAUUCAGGCCCCGCCAGGCGCAGCCAUUUCCAGCCUGCAAAAGUACUAGCCCCUACUUUGACUCGUUGGCUCUCAGGACAAGCCUUCUGGACACCUCGACCUCCAGAACCCGGCACCUGAGAUCCUUACUCCGUCCACUAUUCUUCUUCUAACUUUGUUUGUCCAUCCUACCCCUUCUUUAUGUUCUGUCUCUACCACCAACGAUCCUGAAUCGUAUAUUUUGCGAUUUGGCUCGUCUCCUCGUGGCAGCUCGAGCUGCUCAUGUCCUCGCCUCCGUCGUCUUGUCCGGCCUUCUCAUGACCCGGCGCAUUGGCUGCGUAAUCGAUCCUUGAUCGCCCAUGCCCCCUCGCCAUCACUCGCUACCUCAGACAUCUUGACGAGGUUAUCAACGCGCCCACGAAGAUGCAGUUGCCAUGGAGCGGGCGUGAUGGCCCUGGAAGCCAGUCUUCUCUGUUACCCACGAGCAUCCCAACCAUCACCGGUCUCGCCGACAGCGCCAGUUCCAGCGAUGCGGAUCGCCCCCGACGACCAGCUCGCCACGUCCGGACAACGUCUGCCCAUGCUCGGAGUGUGGCAGAUGAUUACUCCUUCAUGACUCCCAGCGAGGCCGCCGCGAACCUACGAACCUCCUUAACCCAUGGCCUUACCCCCACCGAUGCCCUCACCCGACUCAGCGAAUACGGACCCAACGAGAUCCCCCACGAAGAACCGGAGCCGUUGUGGUUGCGCUUCGUUAAGCAGUUUCAGGAGCCCCUUAUUCUGCUUCUCCUAGUGUCAGCAGUCGCCUCAUUAUUACUGGGCAACAUGGAUGAUUCUAUCAGCAUCACGGUCGCUGUCACAAUUGUAGUGACGGUUGGCUUUGUCCAAGAAUAUCGAUCCGAGAAGUCUAUCGAGGCCCUCAACAACCUCGUCCCAAACCACGCCCAUUUGGUUCGUGGGCAGUCCAACAAAUCCGACAGCUCCUUAGGCACAUGGCCUCCGCGCUCCGAGACCGCAAGCGACUCCACCCCUUCUCCUGGAUCCGUUACUCCAAUCAGCGAUGUUUUAGACGCGACUUCUUCCAAGGUCAUGGCUUCCCAGCUGGUUCCAGGCGACUUGGUUCUUUUCACGACUGGAGACCGUAUCCCGGCCGAUAUUCGCGUCACCAAGGCUGCUGACCUGACUAUCGACGCAUCGAACUUGACGGGCGAGACAGAGCCUGUCAGAGUAACCCCUGAUGCCCGCCGACGGGGCUACGGUUCAUACGGCCUCGAAAAGGUUCAGCAUCCUCGACCCGCCUCCUUGUCGCCUUCUGAGCACGAUGACUCUUCCGGUGGAGAGGGCACACAUAACGUUGCAUAUAUGGGAACACUGAUCAAGUCUGGUCACGGACAAGGCAUAGUAUUCGCCACUGGAGGUCAGACACAUUUCGGCACCAUCGCUACCAGCGUAUCCGGAACUGAGAGCCCUCGCUCACCCCUUCAACUAUCAAUGGAUGACCUUGGCUCGCAACUCAGCAAGGCCUCGUUUGUAGUAAUUGGUCUCAUUUCGAUUAUUGGCUGGCUGCAGGGAAAGAAGCUCCUAGAGAUCUUCCAGAUCUCAAUCUCUCUCGCCGUUGCAGCCAUUCCAGAAGGCUUACCGAUCAUCGUCACCGUUACAUUGGCUCUUGGAGUACACCGCAUGGCUAGGCACAAUGCGAUCGUACGCAGGAUGCCCAAGGUCGAGACCCUAGGCUCUGUGAACGUCGUGUGCACUGACAAGACCGGCACUCUUACCACGAACCACAUGACGACUACCAAGAUCUGGUACUUUGGGGCAUCAGGGGCUGUCGAAGUUGAAGCCGACAACGAAUCUUCCGAAUCGAGCCCAGAUGUCAUUAACCCCGCCAGUCAACGAGUGCUUCGAAUCGGCAACGUCGCCAACAAUGCGCGGUUAGCACAAAAGUACACAGAACACGGCGCAGCAGCCUCGGCGGUCUUGUCGUCCACCCUGAAUCGCGAUGAAGCAUCCACCUAUACUCGUUGGGUUGGCCAGCCGACCGAUGUGGCCAUGUUGGACCUACUUGACCGAUUUAAGGAACAUGAUGUCCGAGACUCUCUAGGCCCUCGGGUCAGCGAAACACCAUUCAGUUCGGAACGGAAGUGGAUGGGCGUCACCAUCGGAUCUGAUUCUAAGGGCGAAAAAGAAUACGCGUAUAUGAAGGGCUCAAUCGAGAAGGUCAUCGCUGCUUGUGACACCUAUCUUCAACGAGAUGGGAGAGAGAUCAUUCUAGACUCCAAUCGCCGUCAGGAGGCCCUCCAGGCUGCAGAGGCCAUGGCUGUUCAGGGCCUUCGUGUCCUCGCGUUUGCGAGUGGCGCGGUAUCGAAAUCUGCCAAAUCCCGGUCCUCUGCACGUGGCCGGGGCGAUAGUCCGAUUGCUCAUGCCCCCGAGGAUAUUUAUAAGGGUCUCACGUUUGCUGGUCUCGUUGGAAUGCGCGAUCCUCCUCGACCCGGUGUUGGUCAUUCAAUCAGGCGCUUGAUGCGAGGAGGCGUCAAGGUCAUCAUGAUUACCGGAGACGCUGAAACAACAGCCCUCGCCAUUGGUAAACAAUUAGGCAUGAAUGUCGCAGUUCCCAGCGGUCAUGCGAGAGGCCAAGGAACUGUCAAGUCUGUUCUUCGAGGUGAUGAGGUUGACAAGAUGUCCGAGGAGGAGCUUGCGCAGGCUAUGCAACACACAACCAUCUUUGCGCGAACGAACCCCGAUCACAAGCUGAAGAUCAUCCAGGCUCUCCAGUCGAGAGGCGAUAUUGUCGCCAUGACUGGUGACGGUGUGAAUGAUGCGCCUGCGCUAAAGAGGGCUGAUAUUGGCAUCUCUAUGGGACGCCAUGGGACGGACGUUGCUAAGGAGGCGGCAGACAUGAUCCUGACGGAUGAUGACUUUUCUACUAUUCUCCAUGCCAUUGAGGAGGGCAAGGGCAUCUUCAACAACAUUCAGAACUUCCUCACAUUCCAGCUUAGCACAAGUGCUGCAAGCUUGGCGCUGGUCCUCAUUUGCACCUGCUUCGGAUUCAAGUCGCCCUUGAACGCGAUGCAGAUUCUCUGGAUUAACAUCAUCAUGGAUGGACCUCCUGCGCAAUCCCUGGGCGUCGAAAGCGUCGAUCCCGACGUCAUGAACAAGCCUCCACGAAGACGAGGCGACCCCGUCCUUACCCGACCACUCAUCACCCGGGUUCUCACUCAGGCCUCGAUCAUUACGCUGGGCACCAUGCUCAUCUACAGCCGCGAGAUGCUUGCGGAUGGCCAGGUGACACGACGCGAUACGACCAUGACUUUUACCUGCUUCGUCCUCUUCGACAUGUUCAAUGCGCUCAGCUGCCGGUCUGAAUCGAAAUCGGUGCUCCGAGGCGAGAUUGGACUCUUUUCUAAUAAUUUGUUCAACUGGGCCGUGGCUCUCAGCUUGGCUGGCCAGUUGCUCGUUAUCUACUUCCCGUGGCUCCAAGAGACUUUCCAGACGGAGGCAAUCGGGUUCUUCGAUCUUGUACAAGCAACGGCGUUUUGGCAGCGGAUACAGCCAGGCGGUAUAACCCUCCUAAACGGCCUCUCGCACCCGACCGACAGCGAUCAUGCCGUCGUCCGCGCCCCCACCUCGACCCUCCAGAAUGCCACCAGCGAGGCCGAGAUCCGCAAUGCGCUGGCAGCUCUCCACGCGCGCGAGACGGCAAUAACCACCCGUCUCGAUGCUCUCGUCGCCUCCCAGGCCGACCUCUCCCGCGACCUCGGCCGGCUGGACCUGCUACGGGCCGGGCUCGGCGCGCAGGUCAUCGCUGCGCGCUCCGUUGGCAACGACAUGCUGGCCGGCGCGGCGGACACGGCUGGCAGGCUGAGCGACAAGGUCAAGGAGCUGGACCUGGAGAAGAGCCGCGUCGAGAACACGCUCGGCGUGGUGGAGCAGGUAGCAGAGCUCAAGGCCUGCGUUCACGGCGUCGUGGGCUCCAUGGGGGCUCCCCAGGACUGGGAAGCGGCGGCUGGAUACCUGGCCAGAGCGAGCAAGGUGCCAGUCGACAUUAUCAAGGGACCUUUUGCUGCGAGCAUAGUGCCCAGCGUCGAGGUGCCCGACCCCCCGUGGGUGACCCUCGAGGAUGCGAGGGAGAGCCUGUGUGGCCUCUUCCUCAGGGAGUUUGAGAAGGCCAUGGGCGAAGGUGACGAGGUCAAGGUUACACGGUUCUUCAAGCUGUUUCCUUUGAUUGGGCGAGCUGAAGUCGGCCUUGAUGUAUAUGGGCGAUAUGUCUGUCAGGGUGUAGCAGGAAAAGCCCGAACCACACUGAAGGACAACGUCGGCAGUCAGACGCGGAAGGAUGGCUACUUCUAUGCCAAUGCUCUCUCGAUGCUUUUCCGCCAUAUCAUGGAGAUCGUGGACUCCCAUGGAGGACUAGUAGAGCGACACUACGGUUCCGGGAAAAUGAUCCGCGUCAUCGAGCGCUUGCAAAUGGAAGCGGAUGUCCAAGGCGGCAUCAUCAUCGACACCUGGAGUGAUGAGCGAGGGGUUGACCGAAAGCUGACGGACGUGAGGAGCUACCCCUUCUCGUUCCUGGUACAGAGCUUUCUACCCCCACCACCACGAGGUGGCACCCCGAGAGUGAACUCGCCGGCCAUUGGAGCGGGAAAUAACCCUCGCCAGAGCGAGGAUGAAGGCGUUGACAUGAAGGAGGUCGAUGGCCUGCUCGGCGAGAUCACCACCAUGCUAGGCAAGUGGUCGUACUAUAGCCACUUCGUCACUGGGAAGUUCCAAGACCCAAGCAUGGCCCCCAAUGCUCCCAUUGUCGUUCCAGAUGUUCUGCUCAAAUCGAACCUGUAUCGCAAAGUGUACAGCAAGUUGAUGACGCCCUACAACUCCAUGACCACCUUUUUCUUCCGCCGAUCCGUCGAAAAGGCAUUUCAGAUGGACGAGUAUCCCACCGGGUUAUCCCUUAGUCUGAGCAGACCCGUUGAUGGCAAUGCUCCAUUCAUCAUCGUGGCGGUGGACGUUGUAAUGUAUAUUGUGAAUGCCGUCAUCGACAAGUCCAUCUCGACAUCACACAGAGAUGUCAUUGCUUCAGUGGUCCCCACGAUUGGUCGCGUUCUGGGCUCCGACUUUAUUGGCAUGAUCCAACGCAAGAUGCGAGACGAGGCUUAUCCAAAGCCGGUCAUUCAAGGAGGUUUCCCACCCGAGGACAGGAUUAUCCAGUUUAUUGUCCUCAUCAACAGUCUUGAUAUGGCGAACGAAUACCUCACCAGGGUUAUCGUGAGCCGCUUAGGCGACCCCGGCAGCGACGUCCAAGAAGGGCCGCUCAAGAAUUGCUUCCCUCUUGAACGGGAUCUUGCCUUUGUCGCAAAUGCUUUACAUACUCUCCAAACCACGUUCAUUCUCAAGAGCAGCGAGUUAUUGAACGAAGGCAUUCAAGUACUUUUCAAUCAGGUUGUCAAGCUUCGCCUGCGACCUAUACUGAGCGAGACGUUCCGAGAUACAGACUAUACUCUGACCGAAGAUGACCUCGCCGAUAUCGCCCAGCAAAACGACGAGGACGAAGAGGAUAUACUGGAACAGGUAUCUCGACGAUUCGAGUACGGAUGGGACCAACUCAUGAAGCCCAUCGCCCGAUUGAUGACGCCCGGGACAUACAGUACCCUGCUAGAUAUGACGGCCAGAUACCUUGCUAAGCUGUGGGAGAAGAGGAUCCUCAGCUAUAGCGGACGCACAAACGCCUUUGGAGCGAUCCGCAUCGAGCGAGACUUUAGCGGCCUAGUGGAUACGGUUUCGCGAGGGGACUACACUGUGAGAGAGGUGUUUGCCAAGGUGACGCAACUUCUGAUGGUUGCGAACAUGGAGGACGAGGAGUGGGAUGAGAUCGUGGCUCUGGACGGCGACGAUGGGAUUGACUGGGUGUUGACCGAAGAUGAAAGGAGAAGAGCGAGAAACCUGGUACAAAGUUGAUUAGCAGGGAGCUACGAUGCUUGUUUGGGUUGGAGAGAGGAUGAACUGCAUAAUAGAUAAAAGCAGGCUUGGGAAGCCAAAGAGAAACUUCUUUAAUGAAGAUCAUAUCAAUCAAUAUCCGAUUAUAUGU